ACGGGACCAGGCAAAUCUGUGUGGGAUCUGUUGAAGUACUUCGAGCGCGCAGUUGGCUGCGACGCCGGCGCUAGCAUGAUCGAGCAGGCAAAGAAGGAUGCUCUCAAGCACGGUUUCGCAGACCGUACGACGUUCUGCGCUUUAUCCGCCGAAGAUUGCGCGAGUGCUGUUUCUGAAGCCGGACUGUCACAAGUCGACGCGAUCACCGUUGCGACCGCGGCUCACUGGUUCGACAUGCCAGCGUUCUACGCUUCCGCGGCAAAGGUACUGAGGCCUGGCGGGACACUGGCAAUGUGGGUUCCUGUCUCGCUGUAUUGCCACCCGUCAGUCUCUAAGCACAAGGAGGUUCAAGCCAUCCUCGAUGGGCUUGAGGAGGGUUUCCUCAGCCCAUACAUGCAGGCCGGCAGCAUGUUGGCGCGAACCGGCUAUGAGACACUACCGCUGCCGUGGUCGAUUCCGGACACGCAUGGACUCUUCGACGAGGCAGCCUUCAAGCGCUGCGAAUGGGACCGAGAUGGUGUACCUUCGGCGCCGCCGCUUCCUGACGGCACGCCCGGCCCUUUCCUCUUCGAGCGGAAGAUGACAAUUGCGCAGGGUGAGGCGGCCUGGGCAACCUCGAGUCCGUCAAACGGCUGCUUGAGUUAGUAGGUAGCACUGACAAGCUGAUCAUCGCUCCCAGCUGCGCGCUACUGCUACUGAGGAGAGCAUAGCAGUGAUGAGGAUAUAGUGAUGAGCAUUUGCACAGUUCGACAACCGAAACCCUAUAAGUUGUGACAUAGGUGCAACGGUCACAGAUGACAACACAUGAGUACGCAUCGUGUCCAAGCCUAUCAUCAGGUCUCCGCUGUGCCCUGUCUUCCAAAAGUGCCCUGUCCACGGAUACUUGGUGAUCGAGUGCGAUGCGCUUGCACAAGCUGCAUGCUUUUUCGAGAACGAUGUUUGCUGACGCGGAAAGUGUGGACCGGCUCCACAAAUGAGCGGAGCGCGAUCUAGAA
Molecule: messenger RNA, 995 nt
Organism: Baudoinia panamericana UAMH 10762
Lineage: Eukaryota; Fungi; Ascomycota; Dothideomycetes; Mycosphaerellales; Teratosphaeriaceae
Exons: 2
Coding region: 76-645 (189 amino acids)
Source: RefSeq, a predicted model, not a curated record